Molecule: messenger RNA, 540 nt
Organism: Penicillium longicatenatum
Lineage: Eukaryota; Fungi; Ascomycota; Eurotiomycetes; Eurotiales; Aspergillaceae
Exons: 1
Coding region: 1-540 (179 amino acids)
Source: RefSeq, a predicted model, not a curated record
AUGACGUCCGGCUUUCUCAAACCCCUCGCGGUAUUUUGCAGUCAAUCGCAGUCUCGGCGUUACAUCAAAGGUGUCAGGAACCUUGGGGAUGCGUGGCGAACUCUUGCCGAAAAGCCUCUUCCUGAGUGCGAUAAGAACUCCGUUCUGGUGGAGACCAACUUUGACUUUGUUCUAAAAAUCACGAACGCACUGGAAGAGCAACACCAGUCGAAACAGACGAUUGUUGAGAUGUCGACCAACGAGCCUCUUUUAUCUAUCCCAUCCACCAACCAAUCUUUACCAACAGGACACCUCCGCCACUAUCGUAUCUUUGCUGACUACGGCACGGAGCUUAUUUGGCGUGAUCCGGAUGAUGUUACGUCUGAAGAAGGGGACACUACGUUAGAUCCAGAAGACGUACUCGCUUCAUUCCCCCCCUCAGUCUUGGAGCUGUAUGAUGCAUGGGUGAACACAUACACCGAGAAUUUCAAGGACAGACGCGAGAAAACCGGCAAUUACCAUGUCUCAACUGUCUCAACCGCUUCUGAGGAAGUGGCUUGA